Sesamum indicum (sesame) is the source of this 1349-nucleotide messenger RNA. Its product is annotated as glycine-rich protein. Gene Ontology annotation, molecular function: phosphatidic acid binding. The record is from RefSeq and is a predicted model, not a curated record. NCBI's taxonomy places the organism in Eukaryota, Viridiplantae, Streptophyta, Magnoliopsida, Lamiales, Pedaliaceae.
AUACAUACAUUGGCCAUCACAUCCCCAUCCCAUCUCACAGAUAUCCAGAAUCCUAAAUUACCCGAUCAAUCAACCAUGUCUUACUUCCCCAAGGGCCACCACGACACCGGCGACGAGGUUGAUGACUUCGAUGAGUACGAUCCCACCCCCUAUGGCGGUGGAUACGACAUCGCUUUGACCUACGGCCGCCCCCUCCCUCAUUCCGAAGAGACCUGCUACCCCAACACCUCCUCCGCUUCCGACGACUUUGAUUACGAUCGCCCGCAGUAUACUUCCUAUGCUGAGCCCUCCGCCUACGCUGAUGAUGCUUUGGACAAUGAGUACAAGAGCUACGCACGCCCCAGGCCCCGACCUUCCCAGCCUCGCCCAGGUGGUGGGUAUGGUGGAGAGAGUGAAUAUGGAUCAGGUGGUGGAUCCGAGUAUGGAUCUGGGUAUGGCAGGAAGCCAGAGUAUGAGAGGCCCGAUUCGGAAUACGGAUCCGAGUAUGGGAGGAAGCCCGAAUACGAACAGUCGUAUGGAUCCGGUUAUGGUAGGAAACCCGAGUACGAGAGGCCCGAUUCAGAGUACGGAUCCGAGUAUGGGAGGAAGCCCGAAUAUGAGAGACCCAGCUCUGAAUACGGAUCGGGGUAUGGUCGCAAGAGUGAGUACCAGGAACCUACUUCGGAGUACAGCUCCGGCUACGGGAGGAAGCCCGAGUCUGAAUACGGUGGAUCCGAGUACGGAUCAAGUUAUGGACGGAAGCCUGAGUCCGAGGAGUUUGGAUCUGGUGGCUAUGGAAGGAAGAGUGGGUAUGGGGAAGAGGAAAGCGGGGGCGGUUAUGGGUAUGGGCGGAGAAAUGAGUAUGAAGAGGAGAAGCCAAGCUAUGGUCGACCCACUUAUGAGACUGAGGGGUACGAAAGGCCCAGCUAUGGGAGGUCUGAGGAAGAGGAUUACAGGAAGCCAAGCUAUGAGAGGCGUGAUGAUGAUGAUUCUGGCUAUGGCCGAAAGAAAUAUGGAGAUGAUGACGAGGACGACGAUGAUGAUGAGAAGCGUCGCAGUAAGCACCACCACCACCAUCACCAUCGCAAGCACUAUGACGAUUAAGUGUAAUGCUUGCUGCAUUCUGAUCAAGGAUCAUAUCAUCCCGUAUUGAGAUACUAAAUAAAUAGUUGGUGUGUGUUUUUCUGAAUGAUGUUUGUUUUGAGUGUUCUAAGCAUAUUGGGUUGUAGCCAUAUGCAGAAAAUAAAUAUGAAGAAGUACUUGCAUGGCUUAUGUAGGCCUGGACUAUGUGUGUGAAUCUUUAUGCUUCGUGAUGUUUAAACUUAAUAAAAUCCCAGAUAUCUGGUAAUUUAUGUUUUUACUCAGUUUGU